Ustilago hordei is the source of this 1929-nucleotide messenger RNA. RefSeq lists its product as uncharacterized. The record is from RefSeq and is a predicted model, not a curated record. NCBI's taxonomy places the organism in Eukaryota, Fungi, Basidiomycota, Ustilaginomycetes, Ustilaginales, Ustilaginaceae. The transcript has a single exon. The coding region runs from base 1 to 1929 and encodes 642 amino acids.
AUGGACGCAUUCGAUGGUGACUCAGAUCUCUCAGACGUUUCGGCUCCACCAACGCCAGGUCCGGCUGCCACACCUCGCGCUACAUCACCCGAAGCAUCUUCAGCUGAAGCAGUCAAGUCUGAGACUGCCGCUUCUGUAGAGUCGCCUCAGCCCACCAACAAACGACGCUCAUCGAGGAGAGGCUUAGAAGCAGAACCUGCCGCAGAACUGCCAACGCUGGCGCCAACAACAACACGAAAGAAGAAUGUAGCAUCCACAAGCUCCCUCGCUGAACCAUCUGCCACCGCGACAAAAUCUGAUAACACGUCAGCUUCGAAACGCAGAACAUCAGCACGAGACCGCAAAGCACCGGCCAAGCUAAGAUCACCUUCACCAACCGUAGAAGCUGCCGCUGAAUCUUCGCCGACCGCGAAAGCUGCCAAAGAAUCAUCGAGGGCCUCUAGCUCAACAGAAGCGCCAAACGCGCGGCUAAAAGUGAAGUUCAAGGGACGAUCCAGUGCAGAUGAAAGCGGAUUCUCGCGUGGUGCAACACCACAAACUACAUCUGCGACCAAAGUGACGUUGAAAGUCGGUGGCCGCAGGAAGAAGCUAGCAGACGAUCUGCGGGACCUUGCCCAUGAUGAUGACGAUGAGAAGGACGCCGACGAAGACGCUCAUCCCGAAGACGAUUUCGUGCCCGACGGAGGGGCUGCAGGCAGCAAGGAUGCUGCAGAUGACGAAAAGCCUACUACCUGCAAACGAGACAGGAACGCACGCAACAAGAUAGCCGGACGAAGGCGAGCAAUCCUGGCAGACGAUGAAGAGGAUGAGGAUGCAGGUGAAGAGGGCACACCGAAACCGCCGCAGAGGAAGCGUGCAAAGUUGUCAGACACAGGUCCAGCUGGCAGUGGGAAGGGCAAAGUAAGGAGCGCGCGAAGCGGCAAGAAGGCAGUGGACUACAGCGAUGACGAUGACGAGGAUGAGGAGAUGGUGGACGCUGCUUCUGACGAGGAAGAUCUCGAAGACGCCGCCGCGUUGAACACGGACGACGAGUUCGAUGAGGAUGACGGGCCUUCUCGAGGCGGUAAGUCGACGCGAAAGGGAAAGGCCGGUGUGGAUGUAGCAAAGAAGGCGGGUGGCCGAGCUGUAGCCAUGAAGUCUUCGACAGCGGGAGGAGUAGCAAGAUCCAAGAAAACAGGGGCUGCAGCAGCAUCUACCUCUUCAGCCCCACCAAACACUGCUAGUUCGAAGGCGAUGUCAGCAGAAGCUCGAAUGCGAGCCUCCAUUGACGCUGCAAAGGACAAGUCGCUCAAAGCACCUGUUGUACCCUCCGCUUCGACCGGCAUCAAGCUCAAUCCGCAAGCAUCAGCAUUCCGUCCAAGCGGCGCCCUCAAAACCGGCCCAGGCGGAGCCUCCACCCCGGUUGGCGCUGGCAGACCUUCCACUGCUUCAUCUGCCGCAGGCUCAGGGGCAAAACGCAUCCCAACAGGCGGCAAACCGGCAUUUGGUAAAAGCAUGUCUGGCUGGGACCAGCUCUUUGGCGGCAUCUCUGGUCUCUCCACCUCCUCGUCCUCCACACCGAACAAAGGCACGCCAACCAAACCAAAUGCAGCAGGAAGCAAGCCAGGUACUCCAUCAGGAACCGCAGCAGCAGCAGCGUCAAGUACAGGCAUUCGGCCCGAUCCGGUGCUCGAAUCCGCUUCUCCAGCUGACGUGCAACGACUAAAGGAACAGGCGAAUCAAGACCACCUUAACACGGACGAAUGCUUUGAUCUGCUGGCGCACGCGGAUAUCAUGGUUGCGUUCGAGAGGUCGUUGUACGCGGAAGAUCGGAAAUUGGCGACGAGGUUACGACCGGCCAUUUGGAAGGCGGGGACUAUCCUUCAGCAAGGGGCUUCCCAGCAGAAAGCGCAGGAACAACAGCAGGGUGCGCCGCAAGCAGCACAGUGA